Messenger RNA from Gossypium raimondii (Peruvian cotton), 3473 nucleotides. RefSeq lists its product as uncharacterized. The coding region runs from base 289 to 2847 and encodes 852 amino acids. NCBI's taxonomy places the organism in Eukaryota, Viridiplantae, Streptophyta, Magnoliopsida, Malvales, Malvaceae. The transcript is spliced from 11 exons. The record is from RefSeq and is a predicted model, not a curated record.
GCCAAGUAUUCAAGUCGCAAAUCAUGGAGUAUCAAUGGGAAUGGGCUGGAGUAAACUGGUACGAAGCUAGAAGAAAUGGGCUAAAGCACGCAAUCGAGCAAAGCCCCAAUUUCUUGUCUUUUUUAAAAGACGGGCGAAAACCAGAUUGAACAACCGAUGUAUUAUAGUUAAAAUGUCUCCUCAGGAAAUUAGAUCUUCCUUUCUACUGCCACCGAACAGUUAAGAAAGAAGAAAAGGAUAGCUCAUAAGCAUUUGAUCUCCGAUCAGAAGCUGAUUUUGGUGGAAACAAUGAACUUUCUGCUGCUGCGGUCCAAUCAACAGGGAACACCAGAAUCACCUCCAGUACAAGAGGAUAUGGCGGAAUCAUCUUAUGUUCCUAAGUCAGUGACAAGUUUGGAAAGGCUUAUUGUACAGGAUCCAUUUCCAGAGUAUCUGACGGUUGAAAAUCAUGGACAAAGCAACGGUUUAUUAGGCAAGAAUGCUGGUGCUGCUUGUGAUAAGAAUGCUUCAGUCAUUGCUAGCCACACUGAUAUUUCCGAGGAAGAUGGAUGGAUCAUUAUUCCAAAUAAGGAUCUCCCUGAUGAUUGGGAUUGUGCACCAAACAUGCGUUCAUUACGCUCCCUGGAUCGUUCUUUUGUUUUUCCUGGUGAACAAGUUCAUGUUCUAGUAUGCUUAUCAGCAUGUAAUCAGGAAACAGAAAUUAUUACACCAUUUAAAGUUGCUGAAGUGAUGAGUAAAAAUGGCAUGCGGAAAGGCACUGAGAAACAAAAUGGAGACAUGGAGGGUGAGACAAGUUCAGUGGCUGGAGGAGAGGAAGUGAGUCCUAAUGGUGCAGUGAUAAGUCAGAAUGAUGAAAACUUGGAGAAAGAGAAGAUUGAUCCAGCAACAGAUGCCUCUGAUAGUGAAUCAUUUCUUAGAAUGGAAGAGCAGAGAAGACAGACUGAAACACUAUUGAAAAGGUUUAAUAACUCUCAUUUCUUUGUGAGGAUUGCAGAGUGGGAUGAGCCUUUGUGGUCAAAAAAAGGUGCUUCUCAGAUAGCUUCUGAUUCAUAUGAAAGUGAUAGUCAACAAUCUAUUGCAAAUGAAGCCAAAAACACUACCAAGAAUAUAUCUAGUUGGACUGCAGUUAUUGAUAGAGGAAACUUUGAUGCUAAUGUUUCUAGUGGAGUUGCUAGAGAUACUGUUAACUGUUGCUCUCUUUCCAAUGGAGAUAUAGUGGUACUUUUACAAGUAAAUGUUGGCGUUGGUUUUUUCAGAGAUCCUGUCAUUGAAAUUCUUCAGUUUGAGAAAUAUAUGGACAGAAACCUGUCUGAGAAUCAGGACAACGGAGUUUAUGCAAAUCAUGAUCCAUGUGGAGAACUGUUGAAAUGGUUGCUUCCUGUGGAUAACACUCUUCUUUCACCUCGUGCUUUAUCUUCUCAUCCUUUAGGUUCUGGAAUUGGUAGCCCAUCUCAUAGGUCUACCCUUUCUGCCUCCUCUGGCUCCCAGCUCUUUUCUUUUAGUAAUUUUAGAAGUUACUCCAUGUCAUCGCUUCCUCAAAAUGUUCCUCCUUCUCGUGGACCCGCUAAAGCACUAAGUUCUAAAUUAUCAUUUGACCUUGAUGAGGUGGACCAUUACUCUUCUCAAAAGAUUUUGAAGAGUCAAAGAACACGGAUUGAAGAUAUUUUAUCAUUUCGGGGUGUGUCACUAGAGCGAGAAAGAUUUUCUGUCCGUUGUGGAUUAGAAGGGAUCCAUAUCCCAGGAAGAAGAUGGAGGAGGAAACUUGAAAUAAUUAAACCUGUUGAGAUUCAUUCUUAUUCUGCCAACUGUAAUACAGAUGACCUCCUUUGUGUUCUGAUAAAGAAUGUUUCUCCAGCACAUAUACCAGAUAUUGUAGUAUACAUAGAUGCUAUAACACUUGUUUUAGAAGAGGCUUCAAAAGGUGGACCACCUGCUUCCUUACCAAUUGCAUGUAUUGAAGCUGGAGACGGCCAUUGUUUGCCAAAUCUAGCUCUCAGGAGGGGUGAAGAGCAUUCUUUUAUUUUAAAACCAGCUUCUUCUGUAUGGAAAGACCUCAAAAUUUAUGGAGGAAAGUCCAAGUCAUCCACUUUGAAACCUCGUUUGAAGACUUCCGACAAAAAGGGGAGUACUUCAAAUGUUCACAAGUAUGCAAUUAUGAUAUCAUGCCGCUGCAAUUACAGCAAAUCAAGAUUGUUUUUAAAGCAGCCAACAAAUUGGAGACCACGGGUUUCAAGGGAUCUUAUGAUAUCUGUCACAUGCAAAAUGUCCGGACAAUAUUCUAGACCCAAUGAAAGAAUCACCCAGCUUCCAGUUCAGGUCUUAACUCUACAGGCAUCAAAUUUGACACCUGAAGAUCUAACUAUGACAGUUCUUGCCCCAGCCUCCUUUACCUCACCUCCAUCUGUGGUAUCCUUGAAUUCUUAUCCGACAACACCAUUGAGCCCAUUUAUUGGUUUUUCUGAUCUUGCGGGGAAAGCAAGUAGCGAGAGGCCCAAUAGUGCAGUGAAGAGAUUCAGCUCAAUGCCCACUGUAUCAGAGAAUCAGAAACAGAAUGGUGAUGCUAGGACUAGGUUUACAUCUUCCAAUGAGCAGUUGACUACAAUAUCUAAUUUUAUUCCAACUUCCUAUUGGGGAUGUACUCAUCUCUGGCUGCAGAGUAGAGUACCAUUAGGAUGUGUUCCUGCUCAAUCUACGGCUACCAUCAAGCUUGAGCUACUUCCAUUGAUUGAUGGCAUUAUAACUUUGGACAGUUUACGGAUUGCUGUUAAGGAGAAAGGUCGUACAUAUAUCCCAGAGCACUCACUGAAGAUAAAUGCAACUUCUAGUGUCUCCACAGGGAUUAUUUAGGAUGGAUUUCAACUUGCGUCUCUUAUGUUACUUUAAAUUGAACCAUCAAGGAUUUCAAAGCUUCAUUUUGUAACCUGGCAUUGGGCUUUUAGUGCCAGAUUGUGCAGAAUCUUUGAAACCAAGAUGGUUAUCUUCCCGUGUUGAGCAAAAAAAAAGCACUUGCUUUGCUAACCCGUAUGAAAAAUACAACCGCAAGGAUUUCUUCAAGCGGCUGCUAUAUUGAGAACGGCAUUUUUUAUAUACCCUCUUUGACAAGAAAGAAAUGUUCUUUUUAGGAGAAUCUAGAGGCGUGAGAGUGUACCAGUUGCAAAUAAAAAAAAUCAGAGAACCAGAGUGCUUUAUAGAUAAUCUGGUCAUACAAAAAAUUAUUAGGAUUCUAAGACAGCGAUGUUACAUUUGAAAAAUAACGAUUCCGUAAUCCUCUUAUAAAAACUGCUGUAACUCAUGGAGAUGGCAGCAAGCAACCCUGGUUCAUGAGCAUCUCAAAUGGCUUGAAGUUUGCAGAUCAAGAAGACUAGCACCGGUUAUGAAGCUGGUACUUGUGUUUUUUUUCUUUGGCAUUUGAAUAUUUUAUGGUGGAUAAGAUAUAAGUUGCUAUCUGCAUCAGUCAGUUUGAUUACUGGUCA